Messenger RNA from Paramisgurnus dabryanus, 617 nucleotides. RefSeq names its product regulator of G protein signaling 2 (gene rgs2). The record is from RefSeq and is a predicted model, not a curated record. Lineage: Eukaryota; Metazoa; Chordata; Actinopteri; Cypriniformes; Cobitidae.
AGUUGUUACUGAUACACACAGAAAAACAAUAAAAGCAACUAUAUACACAAGCAUGGAUCGACUGAUCUAUUCAGAGAAUCCUGAACCGGUCACGGGAGAAGAGCACAUGAGAAGGAAGACUUGGAGGUCAAAGAUGCCCUUCAGGAGCUUUCCGCAAAAAGAAACGUCCAGGACCACAGUGCGGAAAAAUGCAUACAGGUUGUCUGCUGAAGAAGUUAGUCAAUGGGCACAGUCUCUGGACAAUUUACUGAACAGUAAAUAUGGAUUAACUGCAUUUCGACUUUUCAUGAAGUCUGAACACUGCGAGGAGAUUAUCGAGUUUUGGAUGGCCUGCGAAAAGUUUCAAAAGAUCAAAUCCAGAUCGAAACUCAGAUCCAAGGCAAAAAGAAUAUAUGAAAAAUUUAUCCGGGAAGGUUCUCCAAAGGAGGUCAACUUGGACUACCGCACAAAGGAAACAGUCGACCAGUGCCUUAUGCUCCCAACACAGACCAGCUUCAUAGCCGCUCAGAACAAAGCAUAUCACCUAAUGGAGCACAACUCAUACCCUCGCUUCCUGGAGUCUGAACUCUACUGUCGGCUUUGUGAAUUAGCAAAGAGAGAGUAACAUCAUCAUAAUG